AUGCUUCGCAUCCGAGAGCUAUCUGCUUGCCCCAAUGUCGAUCAUAUUGUUUGUCAUGUUGUGGAAGCCCACCUACGCGUCCAAUUGGGAAACAUUGCCUUGGAGGGUGCACGGCACAGCGAAGCUGUUGAAUACUUCACUGCCGCUGUCAAUGCUAGUGCUUCCUUUUACAAAUUGCCAAUUCAUUUGUUGUACGAUGAAUUCGUCGUGCUCUUUGGCUGGGACCUCAAGUCGUUGUGGCAAACUGCGCACCAGCAACAGUGUUGUGCAUUCUUUCGAGCAGGUAGUUUCGGAACAGCCAUCGAAUCAUAUCAGUCCAUCAUGGAUAAGAUUGAUGAGGAUCUGAAGGCUGAUUUGCGUGCUUGUCAACAACUGUACUUCACUCAGCUCUCAAGUAAGAUCGAAACGCGCUCUAUGCUUCCCACGGAGACGAUGCGCUUGCCUUUUCAUUCAUACCUUGACGGUAGCUGUGUUGCUCAAAUAGUCCUCGUAUCUUUACUUUCACUUGAAAUCACUUCUGAACAUUGUCUCGUUUGCUCAUAUCUGUUCUCCAUCACGUGCAAACCUGCCAAUCUCUAUCUGCAUCGACAAAUACGUAGCUCAGAGCUUGACGAGCCCGUUCGUUCCAUGUUCAAGUGGUAUGGAUCUCACGAGUGUGCAUCAUCUACCUUGAGAAGUCGAGCGGAAGACCUGGAAUAG
Messenger RNA from Suillus bovinus, 699 nucleotides. RefSeq lists its product as uncharacterized. Bases 1 to 699 code for a protein of 232 amino acids. Lineage: Eukaryota; Fungi; Basidiomycota; Agaricomycetes; Boletales; Suillaceae. The transcript is spliced from 8 exons. The record is from RefSeq and is a predicted model, not a curated record.